This is a messenger RNA of Linepithema humile (Argentine ant), 2530 nucleotides long. RefSeq lists its product as uncharacterized. The record is from RefSeq and is a predicted model, not a curated record. Lineage: Eukaryota; Metazoa; Arthropoda; Insecta; Hymenoptera; Formicidae. Gene Ontology annotation, cellular component: cytoplasm. Gene Ontology annotation, molecular function: oxidoreductase activity, acting on the CH-OH group of donors, NAD or NADP as acceptor.
AGAUAAAAAUUUAAAUGUCACUGAAAUAUAGUAAUUUAAACUAUGCGAUUAGAAGAUAGAAAGCAUUCACAAUAUUGCCUCCACGAUUGAAUUUCAAUGACAAAUUAAACGUCACGUAGAUUGUGAGGUCGAAGAUCGUUAUAUGAAAACAGUCUUUCAUAUCAGUUCAAGGCGGCACUCAAGUCAACUGCAGCUGAUCGCAAAGAAACGUGUUUGCUUUCUGAUCACAUGCAAUUAACUGUUCUACACAGAAAUUCAUAUACGAAAAUUGGUGGAUACAUCUUUAAGAAAUAAGUUUCUUGAAGUGAAAGAGCACAUUCAAUCAAGAAGAAAUCAAUUAUUGUUAAAACUAAAGAAGAGAUGCAAAUCAAGGAGAAACGAGUUAUAGUGACUGGAGCAGCAAGUGAUUUGGGUCUGGCAUUUAGCAGGGAGCUGCUGCGAAAUGGCGCAUCGACGAUAGUUAUGAUCGAUAUUCGGGAAUCUUCUGGAGAACAAGCUGUGGAGAGUUUAAACAGCGAAUUUGGACUCAGACGUGCUGUAUUUCUCCAUUGCGAUGUAACAAAUAAUUCUAAAUUCGAUGCUACAUUUAAAGAGGCGAUCACCAUACUCGGAGGGCUGGAUAUUUUAGUAAAUAAUGCAGAAGUAAUAAACGAAAUCGACUUUUCUAAAGCAAUCGACGUUAAUGUGACAGCUGUAAUUCGUGGAACUCUCCUAGGACUUCAACAAAUGCGAAGAGACUCUGGAGGUAAAGGUGGUGUCAUCGUAAAUAUUUCAUCCAUUGCUGGAUUACGAGCAGUAUCUCAACUUCCCGUGUAUUCUGCUACGAAGCAUGCCGUAGUUAGUUUUAGUCGUUCUUUUGCUCUACCCUAUCACUAUGACAGGACCAAUGUAAAAAUAAUCGUUCUAUGUCCUGGUUUGACUGGAACACCAGUUUUAGAAGAUUUGCCAGAAAGUAUUUCAGAUACCGACAUUUUGAAAAAUUAUCGACCGCAGGGGGUGGAGAGCGUCGCUCAUGGAUUAAUAUAUAUAAUCCGAUGCGCGCAAAACGGCAGCGUGUGGAUCACCGAGGAUGGAAAGCCGGUUUACGAAGUGCUGCUUCCCGACACUUUACCGCAGAAAAAAAGCGAAAUUGAUAUGAAGGAAAAGUAUCGUCGUAAAUUUUUAUCAAGAGAAAUGGCCCACCGAGAUCCAAAUUUGAGACAACUUCGUCGUCGUUCUUCAGCUUCUGAAAAGGCGAAGGAAAUAGAAGCGAUCAAUUGUAUUGUUUCUGGAAAAAAUGUUCUGAUUACCGGUGGCGCGGCAGGAUUAGGAUAUGCUUUCCUCAAUCAUUUCCUGAAGCACGGUGCAAAUAAAGUGGUUGUAUUGGACAUCGACGCUGAAGCCGGCAAACGGAUCGUGCUAGCUAUUGAAAAAUCUUGCGGCGAGAAAAAGGUGCACUUCAUACACACCGACGUAUCUAAUCAUGAACAAGUAACUGGGGCCUUCGAGGAGGCAUCAUUACUAUUGGGGACCAUUGACAUCGUGAUAAACAAUGCUGGAAUUUUAGACGAGCGAAGAUGGGAGAAGGAAAUUGCGGUGAACAUCGGCGGCAUGAUCAACACUGCGAUGCUAGCGAUGCGUUACAUGAGCAAAGAUGCGAGCGGUCACGGUGGUAUCUUGGUAAACGUCAGCCAACAUGUGAAUAUUCAAAACACAGCUCAACUUCCGGUUUACACCGCCACGAAACACGCCGUCAUCGGUUUAUCGCAGUCUCUUUCGGAUCCUUAUCAUUAUGAGAAGACCGGUGUCACCGUGAUAACUUUGUGCCCAGGAUUGACGGAAACCGCUCUGACAGUCGACAGCCCGAAUAAACUGCUCUCCCGAGUUAUGAAGGCGGAUUUCGUCAAAAACCUUGAACAGUUCUCCAUACAAACGCCUUACAUAGUCGCGCAGGGUCUAAUGACAAUUUUGAGGAUCGGCGAGUCCGGCAGUAUUUGGGUCAUCGAGAGCGGCAAAGCGCCUUACGAGGUUUACAUGCCGAAUCCAUGCACUUUGCGUCGUCAUUACAAGAACAAUUUCCCACACGUUGACACUAAAGUCGCGAGAGGUCGUAUGACAAGAGAAGUCUGUGAUAGUACGAGAACAGGCUUAAUGAGCUGCGCCUGAACGCUCGUCAAUAAUUAGCGAUCAUGAUCUCCCUCGCUCUAUUUAACAUUGAAAAUCUUUUCGUCCUACGCAAUGAGACUUAGUGAAGAUAUUUCGCGCGUAUGUAGAAACAAAAAAUACAUUGCAAAUUCAAGAAGCGGAAAUGAUUGCAAUAUUUCGCAAAAAAUCUACUUUCAUAUUUUUGUAUAUUCUUCGUAAAUGAUUUUAUAUUAAGAAAUUCGCGCAUUUUUUUACUGUCUGGGUGUAUUCGCUAGUUCACACAUAUUUCUGUCAUAAUUUCCUCAAACAUGCGUAUACAUAUGUACAAUUUCAUUUUGCAAGACAUCCGAUUGUAUAAAGAUGCCUGUGAUGUACAAAUUUUAUAAUAAAUGCUUUGAAAAAUUUA